This is a messenger RNA of Colletotrichum spaethianum, 1089 nucleotides long. Its product is annotated as GYF domain-containing protein mpd2. Lineage: Eukaryota; Fungi; Ascomycota; Sordariomycetes; Glomerellales; Glomerellaceae. The transcript has 3 exons. The record is from RefSeq and is a predicted model, not a curated record. The coding region runs from base 1 to 1089 and encodes 362 amino acids.
AUGCCAUUUCCUCCCCCACUCCCCACGGCUGGCACUCCUCUUCCUGCCCCCACUGCUCAGCGUGUCCGCUCCAACCUGCCCGAGCAGUACAACCGAUCCCAGACCGGAACCCCCGACACCGGAUCGGCCACCGAGCCUCCACCUUUGGCCCCAUGGGCCAAGGAGGCUGCCAGCCGCAAGGGUCCCAGCCUCAAGGAGAUACAGGAGGCCGAGGCCCGUAAGGCUGCCAAGGCCGAGGAGCUUGCCGCCGAGCGCCGCCGCGUGGCCUUGGAGCAAGAGGCUGCUGCCCUCAGAGAGCGCGAGAAGGCUAUUACUUCUGCCACUGGUCUUCCUACGACUAGCACCUGGGGCAAUGGUUCGCCCGUUGCACCUGCCAGCCCUUGGACCAAGCCUGCCGCCGCUAAGCCUACUCCUGGCGCCAGCACCCCCGGAAAGCAGAAGACCCUUGCCGACAUCCAGCGAGAAGAAGAGAACAGGAAGGCAAAGGCCGCCAAGGAGGUUGCCAUCCAGACCGGACUGGCUACUGCGGCCGCCGGCAAGCGCAGCGGCUGGGCCACCGUUGGAGCUGGUGGCAAGGUCAAGGUGCCUACUGGGCCUGCCGCCCAAACCCGAUCAGCUAGCGCCGCUGGCAUGAAGGCUACCCCUGUUGCGACGAAGCCGGCCAUCAAGCCCGCUCCCCCUGUUGCCCCGACUGGACCUGCAAAGAGCGAUGUUGCCAUGGACGAGUUCAACAAAUGGCUCCACCGCGAGCUGUCCCGUGGAAUCACUGGUGUUGACAUUGAUACGUUUGCUGCUACCCUCCUCAUCCUUCCGCUCGACAACACCAUCAUUGCUGAUGCAGUCUAUGCCAACUCCAAGACCAUGCAUGGUCUCCACUUCGCCGAGGAGUUUAUCCGCCGCAAGAAGCUAGCCGAGAAGGGCGUGGUCGAGAAGCAAGGCGCUGUCACCGACAGCAAGACUGGCAGCUGGAACGAGGUGGCCAAGAAGGGCGGCCACAAGGAGCAGUCUCCCGCAGGAGACACUGGUAUCCAGGGCGCUGGCUUCAAGGUUGUUCCUACCCGCAAGAAGGCGGGCAAGAAGGGCAACUGA